CACUGUAAUCCCUAACAGUUGUACUAGCUCAUAACUAAUAAGGUCAUAACAGUCAAAUGUCGUUAUGCAGUUGACCACACUAUAAAAUAUUGAGCUCUUUUGAGAUUUAUGCCACUUUACUUGAAUAGGGCUCAAUAUUUUGUAGCUAAUUUCUGUGGAACACUCAAAAAGUUUAUGAACCACACAGUAGUGUCAUGACGUUAUUGACGUCAUGACGUUCCUGUGGGUGGGUCUUAUCUCUCCCUCAGGAAUGUGGAGUCAGCCAUCUUGAAUUUGCCCUGAUGCGGGAAAGUUUUUGCCAGCACGUGUGGAUGGGAACACAGUUUUAAUUUGUUUUAAUUUGUUUGUAAUGUCCAAUUUUAUCCCCCCGCUUCAAAACACAACUACCUCGGUUAUUUUCAUCAGUCUUAUUGCCCUCCUUUUCUUAAGCGCCGUCUUAUCAUCAGCCCUGAUUUGGCACAAGUGUGUGGCUUUGAGAUCAUCUCGAAACAAUUUUAACAGUUCAGAUAUUGGACUAAAACGAGUGCUACAGAGGGUCAUUGUUUCACCAUCAGACAGGUGCCAACAGGCUGAAGUUGGCCUAAUGGAGUGGAAGUGCAAGUUGUGUUCUGCAACUUCAAAUACCCGGGGAAAAUUAUUUUGGCACUAUACUGUACUUCAUUGCCAAUAUUCAAGAGUGUCCCCCCUGCCAUGUCUCUAUGACAGUUGCAUUUGUACUUUUCCAUCUUUUGAAGCGAUGAAAGCUCACCUGUCAAGAUGUCAUAAUGAUUCAUGUAGAGUAGAUUCAAUCGAAGGAGCAUGCAGUUUUUUUACAUGUCCUUUGUGUAACGUAAAACAGCCCUUUUCUGAGGAAAUUCUUUUUGGUCAUUUAAGAAGACAUUUACGAAGUCAUGAGAUGGUAGCAUGCCCAUUUAAGAACUGCAACUACAAAACAAAUAGCUACUCAGCGUUUAAUGCACAUAAAAGUAGAAGACAUGGUGGUGAUUCUGACUUUGGUGAAUUUGUUGUAUUGGCAGACAAUGAUAGUGCCCCAGUUGUAGCUGCAGCAGAAAGUCUUGAAGAACCUGCUGAAAGUCACAGUGCAGGGUCUGCAGACACAUUUGAUCUUGACGAUGUAAACAGUCAGUGUGACACAGACACUUUAAGAGCCCAGUUGAACCAAAACUUGGCAUCAUUAUUCUUAAAGAUGCAUUCUAUUCUUCAUGUAUCUGACAUGGCAUCUCAGGAAAUAGUGGAACAUUUGACUCAAUUAUUUUCCUUGUCCCAACCGAUACUCAAACAUGACAUAAGUGAGGUCUUUCAGAGUCAUGGCAUCACUGUCAGUGAAACCAUUCUAAAUGAGGUUGUCAGUACUGUUAUGGACAGUAAUGUUAUUGUCAGUGCCACAGCAAAGGGGAAGCAGUUAUCCUCAACCAAGAGAAGGAAAACCUUCAUUAAAAAUAAUUACCCUGUGGUAAAGCCUGUACAGUAUCAGCUACAGCCAGGACACACAGCAGUGCAUGUUCCCAUUCUUGAGAUGAUACAAAAAAUCUUCAGUCAUACAGAUAUUCUGGACAAAAUUAAAGAAACAAAGGUGGCACAAAACAGUCAUUAUGUAAGCCACCAAGAUGGUUUGUACUUCAAAGAGAACACAUUCUUGUCUUCAGAUCAGUUAAAGAUAACACUUAUUUUGUACAUUGAUGAUUUGGAAAUAGCCAAUCCACUUGGCACAUCACGCAAAAUACACAAAAUCUGUUCAGUUUACCGGACGUUUGCUGAUCUUCCAAGUAAAUACCGAUCGGCCCUGCAUGUAAUUCAGCUUGCCGCUUUAUGUAAAGUGGCUGACAUACAGACAUUUGGCUAUGAAAAGGCACUUGGUCCUUUGUUGAGAGACCUCUGUACCCUUGAACAAGAUGGGGUAUUCAUUGAGUCUAUUGGUAAGGUAGUUCAAGGAACUGUCAUGUGUGUAGUGUCCGACAAUCUUGCAGGUCAUGAUUUGGCAGGCUUUUCAAAGUCUUUUAGAGCAGAAUAUUUUUGCAGAUUCUGCACAGCAACACAAGCUAAACUUCAGACUCAUGAAGUUGCAAGUGGUGAAUUCAGUAUUAGGACAAAAGACAGUCAUAAUAGUGAUGUGUAUGCAGUAAUGCAUGGGGAUAGUCCGAGUCAGAAUGGUGUUCAGGCAGAUUGUGUCCUGAGCCAGCAUCUAGAGCAUUUUCACACCGUAACUGGCUUUCCACCUGAUGCCCUCCACGAUCUUUUUGAGGGCAUUGUGCCCGUGGAGCUUGCCCUGUGUAUCGGAGAGAUGAUCCGUCGCAAAUACUUCACCCUUGAAUAUUUGAACGAGAGAGUUCUAUCGUUUCCAUACCAGCACACAGACAAGGUUGACAAACCUCAUAAAAUACCACAGACCUUUGCUGUAAAGAAAAGCAUUGGUGGUAAUGGCCAUGAAAAUGCCACAUUUCUAAGACUGCUCCCUUUGAUUAUUGGGAAUGCAGUUCCUGAAGAGGAUGGGGCCUGGACUGUGCUUAUGGACUUAAAAGAGGUAGUAGAGUUAUCGCUGUGCUCAGAAUUCCCAGAGGAGUCCAUCCAAUAUUUGCAGUCUAAGAUACAGGAUCAUAGAGAGAUGCUGAAAGAAGCCUUUCCAGAUUUUAAACUCCGUCCUAAGCAUCACUACAUUGAACACUACCCUGACCUUGUACGCCGUUUUGGGCCACUUGUACACUUGUGGACAAUGAGGUUUGAGGGUAAACACCGUUUUUUCAAGAGAGUUGUACACGACACACAAAACUUCAAAAAUGUGUUAAAAACACUUGCAGACAGGCAUCAAUACAUGGUAGCAUACCAUCUCAGUGCCUCAGGAUUCUUCAAACCUCACCAGCAGACAUCAAAUGUCUCUUCUGUACUGGUAUCAAUGCUUCCAAAUGUUGCCAAGACAUACAUUGAACAAAUAACAGCAAGCAAUGUUAUUUACAGCACGUCAAAGGUCUGCAUUGAUGGAACCGAUUAUGUUGUAGGAAUGUUUUUGUCUGUGGGAAAAGAGGGGGGACUGCCUAAUUUCUGUAGAAUUGAACAGGUUCUCCUGGUUAACAGUAGUGUUGUCUUUCUUUGUCAAGAGCACAAAUCACACUACAUUGAACACCUGAGAUCUUACGAACUUUUCCCAAACAAUCUGGCUGUUCACACCCUAUCAGAGCUAAAUGACAAGACGCCUCUCUGCGCUUACAACAUAGAUGGUAGAUUGCUCUUGACACCCAAACGUUUCAUCUUAUUAAACUGAAGAUUUGUUGCAGCAGGUAAACAGAUGAACUAGGACUGCACGAUAAAUUGCACGUGAUUGUCACUCGCAUCUCAUCAGUAGAGUCGGUUCCUUGUUUAGUAAUAAAUCGCUAUCAGCUACUUGUGUAGCAUUUACUACACCGAGCCAUAGUUUACUUACAAGUGGGGAGAUAUCGCAUUCAUAAUGGCAGGCGAUUCAUCCGUGAUUAUGAAUGCGAUAUUUGCCAGCUUGUCAGUGAACUACGGCUCUGUGUAGUAAAUGCCGCUUCAUCUUAAAGCAGCUGAUGGCGAUAUACUACUAAUCAAGGAACCAGCUUUACUGAUGAGAUGCGCGUGACGAUCGCGUGAAAUUUAUCGUGCAGCCCUAAGAUGAACACAUUCACACUCGUAACACAAUAUCUCUUGAAGUUGUGCGGACCAAUGGGUCCAUGAAUAAACUGCCGCACUACAACAGCUGGCCUUCCAUACAUCCCAUCUUUCAAGUGGUGUUCCAGUGUUUGUGUGGACCAGUGGGUAUGUGGAUGUGUAUAUAUAGUAUGUGUCACCUCCAAUUUUAAUGAAAAUUAACAAGUUUUUGUCUUUUAGAAACUAAAAGAUGAC
Misgurnus anguillicaudatus (oriental weatherfish) is the source of this 3855-nucleotide messenger RNA. RefSeq lists its product as uncharacterized. NCBI's taxonomy places the organism in Eukaryota, Metazoa, Chordata, Actinopteri, Cypriniformes, Cobitidae. The record is from RefSeq and is a predicted model, not a curated record.